Messenger RNA from Colletotrichum scovillei, 2180 nucleotides. Its product is annotated as UDP-galactopyranose mutase. The record is from RefSeq and is a predicted model, not a curated record. Bases 439 to 1980 code for a protein of 513 amino acids. Lineage: Eukaryota; Fungi; Ascomycota; Sordariomycetes; Glomerellales; Glomerellaceae. Gene Ontology annotation, molecular function: oxidoreductase activity. The transcript has 5 exons.
GCAAGUAGCAGCAGAAGCACCACCACCACCACCACCACCACCACCAUCUUCCGUCCCUUCGGCCAGCAAGAACCACCAGUCAGUCAGGUACCUCAUUACCUACCUCCCUCAGUCAGGAAGCAGGUACACACGCCUCGCCUCCCAAGUCGAGUUCGGUACCUGAGUCCAGUCCUGGUGUGUGUGCGUCCCCUUUUUCUCUGGAACCGCUCGAAACCAGAAACCCAUAUCUACAGCAACGGCCACGGCUACCACCUCCCGCGCGACUUUUCUUUCCUCCUUCCUUUCUUUGCUGCCAAUCCUCAACUUCACUUUCUCUUCCCCCUCGGUGCAUCACUUGCUCCUUGAUCUUGCAAUUCUCCUCUUGUUGCCAGAUCUUCCUCCACAAGAGCCGCUCUCUUUCUGUUGCUGCUUCCCCAACACCUACACACAUCCCCCACCAUGGCUGACAUCAACGUUGACGUCUUGGUUAUCGGCGCUGGCCCGACCGGUCUCGGUGCUGCGAAGCGUCUGAACCAGAUUAACGGCCCCUCAUGGCUGCUUGUUGAUUCCGCCGAGAAGGCCGGUGGUCUUGCCGGCACUGAUACCACCCCCGAGGGUUUCCUCUACGAUGUUGGUGGCCACGUCAUCUUCUCCCACUACAAGUACUUCGACGACUGCAUCGAGGAGGCGCUCCCCAAGGAGGAUGACUGGUUCACGCACGAGCGUGUCUCCUACGUCCGCUACAAGGGCAUCUGGGUUCCCUACCCUUUCCAGAACAACAUCUCUAUCCUGCCCAAGGAGGACCAGGUCAAGUGCAUGAACGGCCUCAUUGACGCCGCCCUCGAGUGCCGUGUCGCCGACAAGAAGCCCAAGGACUUCGAUGAGUGGAUUCUCCGCAACUGCGGUGAGGGUGUUGCCAACAUCUUCAUGCGCCCCUACAACUACAAGGUCUGGGCUGUCCCCACGACCAAGAUGCAAUGCGCGUGGCUUGGAGAGCGUGUCGCUGCUCCCAACCUGAAGCUCGUCACCGAGAACGUCGUCAUGAACAAGGUUGCCGGUAACUGGGGCCCCAACGCCACCUUCAAGUUCCCCGCCCGCGACGGAACCGGUGGUAUCUGGAUCGCUGUUGCCAACACCCUGCCCAAGGAGAAGACCCGCUACGGCGAGAAGGGCACCGUCGAGAAGGUUGACGCCGAGAAGAAGAUUGUCACCCUCAAGGACGGCACCAAGGUCCAGUACGGCAAGCUCAUCUCCACCAUGAACGUCGACCAGCUCGUUGAGCGCAUGGGCAACCAGGAGCUCGUCAGCCUGUCCAAGGGUCUGUUCUACUCCUCCACUCACGUUAUCGGUGUCGGUAUCCGUGGCGCUCGCCCCGACCGCAUUGGCGACAAGUGCUGGCUGUACUUCCCCGAGGACAACUGCCCCUUCUACCGCGCCACCAUCUUCUCCAACUACUCUCCCUACAACCAGCCCGAGGCCGACGUCAAGCUGCCUACGCUGUACCUCGCCAACGGCGAGAAGGCCUCCUCUACCGAGGCCAAGGAGGGUCCUUACUGGUCCAUCAUGCUCGAGGUCUCCGAGUCCUCCAUGAAGCCCGUUGAGCAGGAGAAGCUCCUCCAGCAGUGCAUCCAGGGUCUUAUCAACACCGAGAUGAUCAAGCCCGAGGACGAGAUCGUCUCCACAUACCACCGCCGCUUCAACCACGGCUACCCCACUCCGUCGCUCGAGAGAGAGGGAGUCCUCAAGGACCUCCUUCCCAAGCUCCUCGACCAGGGCAUCUACUCCCGUGGCCGCUUCGGUUCCUGGAGAUACGAGGUCGGCAACCAGGACCACUCUUUUAUGCUAGGUGUCGAGGCCGCCGACAACAUUGUCAACGGCGCCGUCGAGCUCACGCUCAACUACCCCGACUUCGUCAACAGCCGCAAGAACGAGGAGCGUCGCCUUGCCGCGUCAUUCGCCUUCGGCUCCCAGGCCAACGGCAUCCCCUCGCACAGCAAGUAAGCCUACCACGUGGUGGCGGAAGCUGUUAGAAAAGGAGGCAAAGAAUUGCAUUGAUUUUUCAAGUCUUGUUGCUAUAAAGCAAUAGAAAGAAGCAUGAGCAUGACCAAUGGAAGGAGGCAAGCUCAGGAAAAAGGGAGCUGCUUUUGGCUAAGCAUAAAGAGAAUACCUGGGAGUUUUUACGAUGUUGAAUUGGGGCGGGG